ACGCGGCGAAAUCACCAUUCGACGCAUUUUCCCGUGUUAACACAACGGAGUCACCAUGGAUCGAGCAGCUCUAACGUUGUUGUGCCUCUGUGUCCUGGCGCCGUGGGUGCGCUCUAUGAGUGUGAACCAGGAUGGAUUUACGGACAUGGAAACAGUCACAGACGGCGGUGAAGGCGGUUUGGCCAAACUAUUGGAACUCCUUUCUACAAGCGCGAGCGUUGAGGUGAAAGAAGCAGACGACUCUUCAGACGAGGAGCGCGUGGACAUAGCAGACGAGGUAUCAGACGAAAUCAUCAAAGCGCUUGCAGAAGACAUCGAUCUGAAUCUAGAUGAGAUUGUUAAAGGUUGCAGCCAUGGACAGUGCAGUUUCUGUACCCACAACAAGUACCUGAAGGUGUGCGUCAAGGCCGGCUUGGUCAAAUUGGGUUUUCAGUUGAGUGUCACGGUGAACGGCCACACUGUCUACAAAAAGGAAGUGAGUAUCAGGAAUCCCCCGCCAUUCUGUGUCAACAAUAUCCCGUUCCUGAAACACGUGGCAAACUUCUGUAUCCAGAUCUAUGACGUGGACCUCGCGAAGAAGUCUGCGUGCGUCAAGGUCUCGUUCAAGGUCAAGAUAGGUCACUUUGGGAAGAAGAUCUCGCUGAAGGUCGGUUGCUUCAAGAUCCCCCACGCCAUGUUGGAGGGGAUGGACACAGCCGGUGAUUCUGUCGACCAGGACAGUGCUCUACUGUUUACACCAUACCAGAAUAACAAUUAACUUUUAUGAAAGACAAUGGUGAAUCGCAGUACCAUAAAACUGUUUGAUCUUGAUUUUUUUCAUAAUAAUUAUGAAUAAUUGCAAACGAUAUACAAUGUCAAUACUAAAAAAUAAUUGUCAAAAUGUGAUUGCAAAUAAAUUGAUGCAUUGUU
Molecule: messenger RNA, 909 nt
Organism: Mya arenaria
Lineage: Eukaryota; Metazoa; Mollusca; Bivalvia; Myida; Myidae
Exons: 4
Coding region: 56-757 (233 amino acids)
Source: RefSeq, a predicted model, not a curated record